CUAGAUGCUGAACAACAUGUUCACGGACAGGUCAAUCUGCGUGAUGCAGAAGGAGAUCUGCAGGCCGAUGAAACUGCUGUUCAGAUGAUGGAGACAGGCCAGAGAGUCGAAAAACUCAUAAAGCAAGGACGAUUAGUCCUUGAUCGAUAUGUCGCCGAGAGCCUUGAAAAAUUAGACCGGGAAAGAAAAGAAAAGAAAGAAGAGAGGGUUGGAAGAAAAGAACCACAAUUGUCUGUGGAAUUGAUGGAGGAAAACAUCAGACAACUUGAAAACACAUUGAAAGAAGAAAGAAGAAAGAUCGAAGAGUACAGAGGAUUGAAAGAACAGCAAAAAGAAGAAGAGAAAGUAAUGGAAGAGUUGAGGCAAAGGUUUCACUACGAAGAAGCAGGAAGUGAGGUUGCAUCUAUUCUCCAGUCUAUCAUGGUCUACCUCAUGCAUCUUGAAAAAAAGAUUGAGAUGAACACCGCCGCAGUUGAGUCCAUGACCAAAAUGAUGAAAGGGAAAGACAAGGUGGUGUAUGAGGAGGUGACCAAGGGGGAAGAAGAUAAGAAACCCCAGGAGAAAAUAAUAAAGGAUGCAAUGAAACGGGUCACGCCCGAGAAACCGGAAGGUUCCAAGAAAGACCCUGAGAAGCCGGAUGAAAAGAAAGAAGAACCCACCAUAAAGAUAGAAGAAUCAGCGAAAGAACUGGAAAAGCCUAAGAAAAAGGAAAAGGUGAAAAUGAAGUUACCAUUCACCUACAGUAACAAGAAGGAUGAAAACUUGUUGUUGUGGAUUGCCGAAAUCCAGACUUACUGUAGUACCGCACCCGUAGAACCCAAGAGUCAGGUUGCUUUCUCAACGUGUUGUUUAGGAGGAGUGGCCAAGGAAUGGGUGUUGACCGAGGCCAAUUCCGAUGGCUUUGAGGAUAUUGGUGAGUGGGCAAAGACCCUGACGUUGAGGCAAUUUCUCCAAAAGAUAAAGGAGAGGUUCCUGGAUAAGGCAACAGUCGAUAAGGCUUUCGAUGAACUCACGACGAUAGGCCAGAAACGUUGGACUUUUGUCGAUGCCUUGUCUCGUGAAGUGGAUCGUCUUUCGCAGGUACCUCGACUGAACCUUCAAGACAACCAGGUUCUCUACAUCUACUCACGUGCACUGCCCGAGCCCAUUCGUGGACAGCUCGUGGCGGAAGCUAAGUCUGGGAAGUAUAACUACCGACAAUUUUGCGAUCUCGCUCUCCAACGAGAGCAGAUGACCGCGCAGGUAAAAGGUUCGUACGCUUCAGUUGUCAAGCCGGGACCGGUUGGUGGGUACGGCAAGCGGGUCCUCUGGCGGCAAAACCGCCAUGAUCAUAUGCUUGUGUUAUUUGAUGAUGAAACAGUAGAGAAGUUACCUCUUGGUGAGACUGAGGGAGGAGGGGGUAAGGGCGGCAGUGAAUGUGAGAAGGGUGAUGUCACUGCCGUAUUGGCCAACAAGGGAUGCCAGAACCAAUGGAAGAAGAAGAAGAGGCCACACUUGUUUCCCGAGCAUCCCGGCAUUGCGUUCGGAAGACCUUGGGAAAAUAUGAAUAUGACUAGGGAGGAGUGGCAGUCCAAGAUGGACAAUCGCGAGUGCCUCAAGUAUGGCACCGUGGGGCAUGUGAUCGCUUUGUGCCCACUUAUCUGUAACCCAAAAGCGAGCGGCUAGUAGGAGUAGCAUCUGCUCCUACUCAGUCGAAGGGUAAAGACGAAGAAAAAGGUAAGGCGCCUACAACCCCUUCUACCCCUUCGACUCUCAAGGCAGAGGAUGACUCUUCUUCCGCCCAUCGUCCAGAGAACCCUGACACUGUGCUUUGUUCUGUCUCACUGGACGAUUCCCUUGACAAACUCGACAAUGAACUGAUAGCACUACGGAGUUCAUGGGCGAAGAAAGCAAAGUCUAAGGGUGAGUUAAUGAUCGCGGAUGUUGAGAUUGCGCACACUCGAGUAGGUGCUCUGUUAGAUCCGAGAUCGACGUGGCCUUAUAUCUCAAAGAAGGCAAUUUGAAAAUUGCAUUGGGAAUGAAGGUAAAAGAUUUACCUAGACCUAUCACGUCUAUACUGGGUGAUAAGAGCACGAUCACUGUCUCUCAAUACACCGAUCGUGUCAAGUGCUAUUUCAAGACAAAGGAAUGUAAGAGAAUUCUACACGAGGUAUCCUUCUUAAUUGAAAACAAUUUACCCUUUGACUUAAUUCUGGGUAUGGAUUGGCAUGAGGAAGCCGACCGAGAAGUCAAGUUCAAAGAUAAAAUUGUCAAACUUAA
Chara braunii is the source of this 2259-nucleotide messenger RNA. NCBI's taxonomy places the organism in Eukaryota, Viridiplantae, Streptophyta, Charophyceae, Charales, Characeae. The record is from the annotation of a GenBank genome assembly.